Messenger RNA from Echinostoma caproni, 306 nucleotides. The record is from the annotation of a GenBank genome assembly. Lineage: Eukaryota; Metazoa; Platyhelminthes; Trematoda; Plagiorchiida; Echinostomatidae.
AUGGAGGCCAAGUUACUAGUGAAAGAACUAGGAGAUAUGUUACGAAAUGGUGGAUUUCAUCUCACCAAGUGGUUUUCCAACUGUCCUGAUUUAUUGUCAGAUAUCCCAAGCACUUCAACUCAAGCGACUGAGGUGGACAUUGAUUUGCAGAGGUCUGAUCAACGGGCUCUAGGAGUUCAUUGGCGUGUCUCUGAUGAUAGUUUCACAUUUGAGUUGCGUCUUCCGGCCUCGACGUUUACGAAACGAGGUAUACUGAGUUGUGUCGCAUCGUUGUACGACCCUCUUGGGAUAGUAGCUCCUAUGUAA